AUGCCGUUUGAGUGGGGAGUCGAACAAGAUAAAGCUCGUCAGUAUAUUAUUGACUGUUUAACAAACGAACCCGUCCUUGGCAUUUACGACCCUCGGUUACCUACGGAGGUGCACACAGAUGCAAGCGCUACCGGUUACGGUGCAGUCUUAAUACAGAUUCAUGAGGGUGGGCUUAGGCGUGCAGUAGCGUAUUUCAGUAAAUCAACCCAAGGCGCGAAACCCAAAUAUCAUUCCUAUGAAUUAGAAACUAUAGCCGUAGUUAAAGCUCUCCAGAAUUUUAGAAAGUACUUGUUAGGCGUAUCCUUUAAAAUUGUUACGGACUGUAACACUCUAAAGCUAACCGAGCGUAAAAAGGAUUUUCUUCCCCGUGUAGUUAGGUGGUGGUUAUCCAUGCAAGAUCCAAACCAAAGACCAAAGACCCAACUUAUUUUAAAUAGUACAAAACACAGUACGACCAAUAUGUCUCCCCUUCAGUUGCUUAUCGGAAGCGACUCUUCCACCCCAGUUAUACGUGCUCUUGUCCUAGAUGUUGCAAUAGAUAUUGCUACCCCAAACCGCGAAGAGCUUAUGGCGCUGUGA
Messenger RNA from Parnassius mnemosyne (clouded apollo), 579 nucleotides. NCBI's taxonomy places the organism in Eukaryota, Metazoa, Arthropoda, Insecta, Lepidoptera, Papilionidae. The record is from the annotation of a GenBank genome assembly.